AUGCUACUUCGAAUGACCGAUGUUCAACAAGAUGAAACACAAUUGAAUAUCUAUCGUUGUUUGGGUAAAUUGAUGCCAAAAGCAGAUAUUAAAACGAUGGAAACUCCCAGUAAACUUGCGUCUAUAUACCUUAAAUUUCUUACAAAUACAAUUGAUGAUCCGAAGAAAAUGGAACGCUUCUAUAGUAUAUUACAAAAUUUUGUUCAACAUGAUCAAGUCAAAGUCGAAUUAAUAAAACAAAAUGUAUUUUCCAUAUUUAUGCGAUGUAUCACUGAAACUAAAUCUGAUCUGAUUAAAGUACAAACAAUAGUUCUCGAAAUUCUUCUUGCAUUUUCGUUCAAUAAUGAUGCUUUAACGAUUCUCAGAAAGGAUACAGAUUUUAUGACACAAAUUCGAAAUCUAGCAAGUAAUACUAAUUUGGAUAAAUCAAAUUUACAACGAGCUGCUGAAGGUCUUCUUUGA
Messenger RNA from Rotaria sp. Silwood1, 462 nucleotides. NCBI's taxonomy places the organism in Eukaryota, Metazoa, Rotifera, Eurotatoria, Philodinida, Philodinidae. The record is from the annotation of a GenBank genome assembly.